CAUGCCCGGUAAAGUGGGCGGGGCGAGUCACAUCCGGGUAUUAUGACCGUUCUCGGCCAGAUGCGGACUUUAGAAUUGGAUCAGAACUCGGGCUGCGACUGAUGACGUUUCACGAGUCCACGAGAACAAAAGUCCACACAAGAACGCAUAUUGAGAAAGGGCCACGGCAUCGAUUUUAACACCGGAAGUGUGACGACGUACGCUUGAACCGGAAGCGGAACCACGUAUCGAUUUGUUUAGCGUGAACGUGCGGGGAACUUGUAACAUUGUACGAUUCUGGCCCUUUUUUUGCUGCCCCAAACACACCAACGGAAACCUCCACACUUUCCUCCCGUUCUGAUUCAACAUGUUUAACCGACAGACGAGCCUGUGGAUGGGUGAUUUGGACCCGUACAUGGACGAGACCUUCAUCAAGCAGGCCUUCAGUGCCAUGGGAGAAUCCCCUUUUGGAGUCAAGAUCAUAACUCACCGAAUAACGGGAGGUUCGGCAGGAUACUGCUUUGUGGAGCUGGCAGACGAAGCCAGCGUCGACCGCUGUGUCCAAAGGCUCAACGGGAAACUGGUGCCUGGAUCGAACCCGCCCCGGAAGUUUAAGCUAAACUAUGCCACCUACGGCAAACGGCCCGAGGCGGGGCCGGAGUUCUCUGUGUUUGUGGGCGACUUGGCCUCCGAGGUGGACGACUUCCAACUGCACCAAGUUUUCAAGAAGUACCUUUCCUGCAAGGGAGCCAAAGUAGUAACAGACCAGUAUGGAUACUCCAGAGGCUACGGCUUCGUCAAGUUCGGGGACGAGGGCGAGCAGAAGAAGGCCAUCGAGGAGUGCCAGGGCACCAUGCUGGGGGGGAAGCCGCUCCGACUCAGCAUCGCUGUGGCAAAGAGCCAGAAGAUGAGCAACUACCACGGGGGCCAGGGCCAGAAUUACCAUGGCAACUACAACCAGUCCCAGUCCAGUUACUAUGGCAACCAGGGCAACGGGAGUCAGGGGGCUUACUACCCCCAGUGGGGAGGCUACGACCAGUACGGCGGCUACGGCAGCGCAUACGGCAGCGGCUACGGUAGCGCAUACGGCAGUGGCUACAACUACGGCCCCUAUGGGUACCCCCCCCCAGGCAACGCGGCGCCUCCACCACCCAUGGGAAUGCCCCCCACUGACAUGUCGGGUGCUACGGAGCAGAAUCCAGAGGAGGGCACUGAGGUAGACGAGGAUAAUUCUGAAGAACCCAUCCCGGAGUGUGACGUGCAGCAGUGGAACUUGGACUUCAUGCAGCGGAGCGAGGAGCUCUACGACGCCAUGAUGAGCUGUCACUGGGAACCCCUGGACUCUGUGAACUCCCCCAUCCCCUCCCUCUCCUGAUGCUGCUUCUUCUGGAUACCUUGUAGAAGAGCCCGUUUAGCAGACACACACCUAUGCUCCUCUUCAUAUAUCCAAAAGUACAAAUAACUAUUGACGUGAUUUUAAUGUUUACCAUGUUGGUAAUAUUCAAAAGGUUUCCCAAUAAUCAGUGUAGUGCACAUUGUAACUGAAUGAGCCACAGUUCAAGCUUUGCUAUGAGGCGCUGAAGUAGACUCCUCCAACAAUUCGCCAUUUAAAGACAUCACUGUAACGCGACAGCAAAGGCUAAAAGAGUACAAACAUUGCCUUAAUUAACAUUUGCCCUGCAGUUCCUGCUCCUCUGUAAUGGUUGUUGCGUUGACCUAGUUUAUAGGGGAUGUCUUUUUUUUUUAAUGAAGGAUUUAUUUUCUUCUUUCUGUUACAUGAAGUGAAAGAUGUAGAGUAUGGAAAGAUGAGCACACUGAGCUAAACGGUAAUAAUCCUUCCCAAAUGUGAUUUAUCAACAUUUCCGGAUAACAACCUCAAUGUCUUGAAUAGGUGCAACACCCCCCACCCCCCACCAGUGCUUUUAAGCACUGAAACAGCUGAUCAGAUGUCCAGGCAGCUUUUAUUUCCUGCUCUUUGAUGGCUGAUGCUUUGUAUAUAUUUUCUUUGUGGAGACAUUUUAUCAAUAAAAUGUAGGUAGAUGGUU
This is a messenger RNA of Pungitius pungitius (ninespine stickleback), 2024 nucleotides long. It is a transcript of the gene trnau1apb, whose product is annotated as tRNA selenocysteine 1 associated protein 1b. The transcript has 9 exons. Gene Ontology annotation, biological process: selenocysteine incorporation. Gene Ontology annotation, cellular component: nucleus. NCBI's taxonomy places the organism in Eukaryota, Metazoa, Chordata, Actinopteri, Perciformes, Gasterosteidae. The coding region runs from base 347 to 1354 and encodes 335 amino acids. The record is from RefSeq and is a predicted model, not a curated record. Gene Ontology annotation, molecular function: tRNA binding.